This is a messenger RNA of Telopea speciosissima, 747 nucleotides long. RefSeq names its product transcription factor MYB1-like. The record is from RefSeq and is a predicted model, not a curated record. The coding region runs from base 40 to 747 and encodes 235 amino acids. Lineage: Eukaryota; Viridiplantae; Streptophyta; Magnoliopsida; Proteales; Proteaceae. The transcript has 4 exons.
AGAGAGAGAGAGAGAGAGAGAUCUGUGAUAAGAGAUGAGAUGGGUCGAGUAAGUAGUUUUAGAAAGGGUUCAUGGACAGAAGAAGAAGAUAAGUUGCUGAGAAGAUGUGUAGAGAUGUAUGGAGAAGGUAACUGGAGGCAUAUCCCUUCAAGGGCAGGCCUCAAUCGAUGUCGAAAGAGUUGCAGGCUAAGAUGGUUGAACUAUCUCCGCCCAAAUAUCAAGAGAGGUGACUUUGCACUUGAUGAAGUUGACCUCAUUAUGAGGCUCCAUAGGCUAUUGGGCAACCGGUGGACUCUAAUUGCAGGAAGAAUUCCUGGAAGAACAGCCAAUGAUGUUAAGAACUACUGGAACUCUCACUUGAGCAAGAAGCUUAGGUCAGAGCACAACAUAACAUCAACUUUUACAAACAAGUUUCAUGAAAAAACCCACAACCCUACCAUGAAUUCUGGGUGGUUGAGGGGGACAUCGAAGUCUUCUUCUGGUGAUCAACAACCCCAAAGAGAAGAAGAAGAAGAAGAAGAAGAGGAAGAGGAAGAGGAAGAAGGAGAGGACGAAACAAUAUCAUCCUUUUGGAAGAAAUUGUUAGUAAUGGGAGAAGAGAUGGAGACAAACUCAACAAAUUUAAGAGCUGAUGAUAAGAAAAAGGAUAAUGUUGUGGUAGAGGAGGAGGAUGACUUGUUUGUAGGGGUUGAUGAAUUGCUUCAAGACAUGGACAUGGAAUUGUGGGGUGUGUUUGGUGGUCCUUAA